Messenger RNA from Podospora anserina S mat+, 2667 nucleotides. RefSeq lists its product as uncharacterized. NCBI's taxonomy places the organism in Eukaryota, Fungi, Ascomycota, Sordariomycetes, Sordariales, Podosporaceae. The transcript has 2 exons. The record is from RefSeq and is a predicted model, not a curated record. The coding region runs from base 1 to 2667 and encodes 888 amino acids.
AUGAUUGUGUCCGAAAACCUGCGUACGGCGUCGCUGUACAUCAACAACCAGCUACUGUCUAGAGGCCUGCUGCGCGAUGGCCAGAACAUCGACUUUACCAACCCGGGGGAGAGCGAGGAGGAGAUGGGCGAGACCAUGAGCCGGAUCAUGUCGGUGGUGAAUGACUUGAUUUUGCGCCGCGAUCGCGAUGCAGAGCACCGUGAAUCUCUCUCCGCUACUCUCCGCACGCUGCGCGCCGAGUCCCUCCGACAAGCCAACGACAUCCAGCGCCUGCAAGAAAAGAACGCAGAGGCCCAGCGCAAAGCCGGCCUGAGCGACGCUGCCGAAACUGCUCUGAGAGCGCACAUCAAGACGGCCGAGGCGACGAUUCACCGCCUCAAAGAAGAGGCUGCGAGGACGAAGUUGCUGGCCGCCCAAACACGAUCUGCCUGCGCCACAGAGGUCCGCAAGAGGGACCGCCAGAUUGAAGGGCUGAAAAAGGCGGUAUCAGAAGCGGCUAGAGCGAGAGGCGCUAGCAAGAGCCCAGGUGUCACCUCCAUCACAGUGGUUGGCGAUAUCGGCGCCGAUGAACAGGGCAACCCAUUGCCUCCCACGCCCACGACGACGGCCAGUAGCAGUGAUGGGUAUGAUCUCCGUCAGGAAACAAACUCGUUUCUCGCUGAAUUGGCCAAGGGGCUGAGCGAAGAGAAUGAGGGGCUUCUGACUCUAAUCAGGAGGACGACGGAACAGUUGAAGGACAUGAGCGGCUGGGACGCUGGAAUGGUGGACAGUGACGGGUAUGCUCUGUCGUUGCCCACCGGUUACGAUGACAUGGCCGCUGAGAUUGAGGCUGUCCUUGAACAUCUGAGGACGAUCCUUACCAACCCAUCGUUUGUGCCGAUUGAGGAAGUGGUGGUGAGAGAAGAUGAGAUCAACAGGCUGCGCGACGGGUGGGAGAAGAUGGAGACGCGAUGGAAAGAGGCGGUCCAUCUCAUUGAUGGCUGGCGGAGGAGAAUGCAGGCCAGUGGGCGGCCCGUUAAUGUGGAGGAGCUCAAGAUGGGCCUGCGCCUUAGUCCGGUCAAGGUUCAAAACGUGGAAGAGACGGCUCAAGGUGGGCUAGGACUGCAAUUGGAAUCUGUCCAUGAGGGCCAUGAGAGUUAUCAUCAUGAUCAAGUUGACUACCAGGACGAGGACGAGGGUCCUUUGGAGUUGGUGCCUGAGGGUGGCAUAGAGGAACAGGACGACAGCGAUACUUCGAGUGUCUUUGAAGACCAGCAGAUUGAUAUGGACGAGUUGGAUGUUGAGGAGCCUAACGUUGAGAUCCUUCAGCAGUCGGUCGUGAUGCCCUCGCCUCCCGUCGCUCCGGCCCCCCAGCCCAGCCCGUUGCGCGAACAUUUUUCGGCCGGAAACAAGGGUGGAAGAGACGGCCCCAAUUUGAGGAGACGUCCAAAGUUUGCCGAGGAAGGCGUCCGGAGCCGACCCCUUUCUGAAGAAUCGCCGUUACCACCUCCCCAUGCCGACAGACCCCAGCAAUCACCAUCCAAGAAGCCGCUAUUAUCAGUACGGACCGUGCCUUCUGAGGAAACUGGCACGGCUGCGCAACCGCCUUCCGCGGCCGUCUCUACACCUGAUACAUCUAUCUCUCUGGACAGCGUCUCGUUGCCCAAGGCCGCCGCGGCGGAACCGAAGAGUGCAGUCACGAAAAAGUCAGCGCCAACGCCCCCACCGCAUGCGACAAGACCAAUCAAGAAGCCAUCCCCUGCCCCGAGACCAGUAAAGGAAACACGAAAACCUCCAUCUCGGCAACAAGAGCGGGAAGAGAGGAAAACUAGUACUACCAGCACCACCACUACCCGGCAGCAGCAACAGGAAAGCGAAGCCAGGCAGAAAAAGGUCACUUCCCGGCCCCCCGUAACACGUCCCACCAGACCACCCAUCACCCGUGGACGCUCAGAGACCCGCAAAGGGGACAGCGAUACCUCCAAGCCCUCCAAGCCAACCGCCCGCAACACCUCCGCUACCUCGACCACCUCUACCCGAUCCGCGCCAGUCUCAUCGAGCUCCAAGACCUCUAUCCCGCCCAACCCAGAACCAGCGCCCGGAAAAUCCCCUCGCCGCGUGAACUCUCGCCUUCCCCUCCCACGUAACGCUGGCAGCAGCGGAAGUAAUAAUUCCGCCUGCGCAGCUGGUACCGCUACUAAUAACGCCCCGGUAUUGCAACCCCCUCAGUCUCCAACACAAGCCCAGCAAUCCCCUCUUUCCAUGGCGACCAUUCAAGCCAAGCUUGCCGCUUCGGAACGCGAUGCUGAUGCGGCCCGCGUGAGAGCCAAACUCAAGGCAGCAAGGAAGGGCAUCCACCUCCCAGGUCCCGGCUCAGGUCGGGUUACAGCCGAGAAUAGCAUGCCCAACACACCUACCGAAACAAUGUCGACCAAGAGUAUGAGAUCGGAGCAGAGCGACUACAUUCAGUAUCAGCCUGAGCAGUAUGACGAUGGUGAGGAUGAGCUCGGCUUCUCGGCUGUCCAGCCUCAUCAGGUCAUCCAUGCAGAGAAGCCACGCAAACGGGAGAGGAAUUAUGGAGAAGCUGUGGCGGCACGGAAGACAAGCGACAAGGUGGCAAGCCGGAGACGGAGUACUUUGAAUCCAUGGGAGCUGGAGACCUUGAUAAAGGGUGGAAAUGCCGAGUAG